AUGCCUUUGGUGUUGAAAAACCUGUACACUGGAGUUGAUGAUGCUUCAAAGAAUUUCCGUACAUGUGUGAGGACUUAUAACAACACAUUUGCUUUUACUUCGCUUGGCAUUCAUCAGUAUGAUAAAAAUCUUUGUAAGCGUAAUAAAGGCAUAUAUACGUUCAAAGUUCAAGGGCAAAUGUAUCAUUUUAUCAAUGACUUAUUGCCUGAUGGCUGUCCGCCGCGCAAUUUGCAACUCUAUUUUUAUGAUACUGACCAUGAAAUUCAAAAUCGAGUUGAAAGUGUUGCUAGAUUGGAAGAGAACAUUGUCAAAGCUUUGAUAGAAGUCAUGUCUUGCAAUCCAUAUGCAACUUUCUUUAGAAGUCUUAAGGAUGUUGUUCACUCUGAUGACUUUAGUAUUUUGUUGAACUCUUCACCUUCAUUGGAUCAAAGACUUUAUAAUUCGCCAACUGCUUCUCAAGUUGCUGCUGUAUGGAUUGAAGACUAUGAUGGAGUUGAAGAUAAUAGGAAUAUUAGGGUAUAUGCACAUUGUGGUCGGUCACAAAAUAUUCAAUACUAUUAUGGUUGUUAUGAUCCAUUACAAUACCCUUUGUUAUUCCCAUUUGGUGAUGUUGGAUGGCAUGAGGGUAUUCAAAAAGUCUUGCAAUCGAGGAAUUUACAACCUCUUGGUUAUGUAAAUUCUUUAUCUAUUAAUGCAAACACUCAAUUAUCUGUUGAUGAUCUAAUUCGAGCAGAGGAAGCGGUGUUUCGAGAAGCCGAAAUAAAGCUUAGAGAUGCAUGUACCAGAAAGAAAAGGCACAGAGAAAUGAUGAGUUUUAUUUCUCCUUGUACCCUUCCUGUUCCUUCAUUUGUGGUUGAUCAUAUUCUUCCUUUAACUGUGGAUCCACCUUCACGAGCGAUGGAAGAAAAUGAAUCGUUUCAGCUUUUGUUUGAUGGCUUCCAAUAA
Molecule: messenger RNA, 945 nt
Organism: Ipomoea triloba (trilobed morning glory)
Lineage: Eukaryota; Viridiplantae; Streptophyta; Magnoliopsida; Solanales; Convolvulaceae
Exons: 2
Coding region: 1-945 (314 amino acids)
Source: RefSeq, a predicted model, not a curated record